GGCUUCGGCGUCGGCAGCGCGCAUGUCCUUCCUCCUCUCCCGGGCAUGCUCAUUAGCGGCCGAGGAGGCAAACCGCUCGGAAGGGAUCGGGUUCUCUGCUGCCAGUCUGCCCGGCGCAGAGCGGCUGGGUGUGCAAAGGCGAGAGAGCGAGAGCAGUGACAAGGCAGCAGACCGGGCUGGUGCAGCUUCGCGUUUCCGAAGCAGCCUGUCUGCCUUUGCGGACAAGCCCGGGUCUCCUCUCUCUGCUUUUGGCGCUGAAUCGCCCCUGCGAGGAGGACUGGGAAGGGGAGGAGGUAUGAUGAUGCGGGCAAUCAGCAGCAGCUGCAUCCUCGGCUAUGUGGAUUUAUAUUCGCCUUCAGCGUAGCUGCCGCGCCGGGGAGAGGCAGGACGAGGGCAGCAGCGUCGGCAGCCGGGCGCGAUGGCUAGCCACCGGAGCCGCGCGGGGUGGAGGCGGCGCUGCUGCAGGAGCAGCAGCAGCAACUGAAACUUCCACUGGGCAAGCAGAACUGUUUCGGUAAGGAGCCUCUAUACAUUGUUUUCACGAUUUUGGCCUACUUAAUCAGAGAUGGAGCAAAUGGAUUGUAAACCCUACCAGCCGCUGUCGAAAGCUAAGCAUGAAAUGGAUCUAGCUUACACAAGCUCAUCUGAUGAAAGUGAGGAUGGAAGAAAGGCAAGACAGUCUUAUGAGUCCAGAGAAACGCUUAACGAAUAUGGCCAAGAACUCAGAAUGAACUACAACAGCCACAGCAGAAAAAGAAAAGCUGUUGAUGAACCCACUCAAGAGAUGGAAUUUCAUGAUACUCCACAUAUCUUGUGCACUGGCUACCAGCCAGACAUGCAUGCUGUCUCCCAGUGUGGCUAUCCGAUAGAGAUGGGUUCUGAUGUUGAUACCGAGACAGAAGGAGGAGCCUCACCAGAUCAGGCCUUGAGGAUGUGGAUGUCCGGGAUGAAAUCAGAGCACAGUUCGUGUUUAUCGAGCCGUGCAAACUCAGCGCUAUCCCUCACCGAUACUGACCACGAAAGGAAGUCUGAUGGGGAGAACGAAAUGCCAGGAAGCCCACGAAACCAGUUCACAUUCAGACCACUGCCACCACCACCACCACCGCCCCACACAUGUACCUGCAGCAGGAAGCCACUUUCAACAGCUGACUCUUUCCAGGGAAGAUCAAUGACGACCCGCAGCCAACCUAGCCCAGCUGCUCCGCCCCCUCCAACCAGUACACAGGACGCAGUGCAUCUCCAUAACAGUUGGGUCCUGAAUAGUAAUAUACCACUAGAAACCAGAAGUCAGUGGGGGAUUUGCUGGCCCUCGGCUGUGGAAUUGCCUUCCACCAGAAAUCAGGAGGACCAUGUCUCUUCCCUCGUGCCAAGUGAAAUGCAUUUCCUAUUUAAGCAUGGAUCUGGCUCGUCAGCUAUCUUCAGUGCCGCCAGUCAGAAUUACCCUUUAACUUCCAAUACUGUUUAUUCGCCGCCUCCCAGGCCACUUCCUAGAAGUACUUUUUCUAGACCAGCUUUCUCUUUUAACAAACCUUACAGAUGCUGCAACUGGAAGUGUACUGCCUUGAGUGCAACAGCUAUUACAGUCACACUGGCUUUGCUGCUUGCCUAUGUCAUUGCAGUACAUUUAUUUGGCCUAACCUGGCAGCUACAGCCUGUUGAAGGGCAGCUUUAUGAAAAUGGAGUCAGUAAAGGAAGCAAAGGCACAGAGUUCCUGGACACAACUUACUCACCCAUCGGAGGGAAAGGUUCUGAUAAAACAGAAAGAAAAGAAAUAGUGUUUCAGAAAGGACAGGCAAUAGACACGGGGGAAAUUGAAAUUGGAGUUCAAGUGAUUCAAGCCAUUCUUCCAGGCCUCUUCUGGCGUUUCCAGAUUAUGAUCCAUCACCCAAUGUACCUGAAAUUUAAUGUUUCUCUGGCAAAGGACUCACUUUUCGGGAUAUAUGGGAGACGCAAUAUUCCCCCUACUCACACACAGUUUGAUUUUGUGAAACUGAUGGAUGGGAAACAGUUAAUUAAGCCAGAAUCAAGACAUUCUGAGGAAUCUCAGCAUGCUCCUAGGAAUCUGAUCUUAAUGUCCUUGCAAGAAACUGGUUUCAUAGAAUAUAUGGACCAGGGAACUUGGCACUUGGCAUUUUACAAUGAUGGCAAGAAAAUGGAGCAAGUGCAAGUAUUGACAACAGCAAUUGAAGUCAUGGAUGACUGCUCCACUAACUGCAAUGGGAAUGGAGAAUGCAUUUCUGGGCACUGCCACUGUUUUCCAGGAUUCCUUGGUCCAGAUUGUGCAAGAGACUCCUGCCCAGUGUUAUGUAGUGGAAAUGGGGAAUAUGAAAAGGGCCACUGCUUGUGCCGCAAUGGUUGGAAAGGGCCUGAGUGUGACGUUCCAGAAGAACAGUGCAUUGACCCCACUUGCUUUGGCCAUGGAAAGUGUAUCAUGGGAAUCUGCAUUUGUGACCCAGGAUAUAAAGGAGAGAUAUGUGAAGAAGAGGACUGUUUAGAUCCUAUGUGUUCUGGCCAUGGAGUCUGCGUUCAAGGGGAAUGUCACUGUUCCAUGGGUUGGGGAGGAGUCAGCUGUGAAACAUCACUCCCUAUCUGCCAAGAACAGUGCUCAGGACAUGGCAGUUUUAUUUUGGAUACUGGAGUAUGCAACUGUGACCCAAAGUGGACAGGUUCUGACUGCUCAACAGAACUCUGCGUACUGGAUUGUGGCAGCCAUGGUGUUUGUGCAAGAGGAGCCUGCCAGUGUGAAGAAGGCUGGGUAGGCCCAACAUGCGAGGAGCGCACAUGUACUUCUCACUGCACUGAACAUGGGCAAUGCAAAGAUGGAAAGUGUGAAUGCAGCCCUGGAUGGGAAGGGGACCAUUGCACCAUUGGUGAGUUGGAUGGCUGCCCAGGUCUGUGUUAUGGAAAUGGAAGAUGCACCCUUGAUCAGAAUGGAUGGCACUGUGUCUGCCAGGUGGGCUGGAGCGGAAUGGGAUGCAACGUUGUCAUGGAAAUGAUGUGUGGAGACAGCAUUGAUAAUGAUGGAGAUGGUUUGACAGACUGUAUAGACCCUGACUGCUGCCAGCAAAGCAAUUGCUAUUCAAGCCCUCUCUGUCAAGGGUCCCCUGAUCCCCUUGACCUCAUUCAGCAGAGCCAGCCUCCUUUCUCUCAGCAUCCUCCAAGGCUCUUUUAUGAUAGAAUCAAGUUUCUUAUUGGCAAGGAAAGCACUCAUGUAAUCCGAGGAGAUGUCUCAUUUGAGAGCAGACGUGCUUGUGUUGUUCGAGGCCAGGUGGUAGCGAUAGAUGGAACCCCCCUGGUUGGCGUGAAUGUGAGUUUCCAAAACCACAAUGAUUAUGGAUACACCAUCAGCCGACAGGAUGGAAGUUUUGACCUAGUGGCUGUUGGGGGCAUCUCAGUCACCUUGGUCUUUGAGAGAUCUCCUUUUCUUUCUGUGAAAAGGACACUUUGGUUGUCCUGGAAUCGGUUUAUUGUGAUAGACAAAGUAGUCAUGCAAAGAGCAGAAGUGGACCCACCAUCCUGUGACAUCAGUAACUUUGUGAGUCCCAAUCCCAUUGUACUCCCUUUUCCUCUCACAUCGUUCGGAGGAUCGUGUCCAGAAAGGGGGACAAUUAUACCAGAACUACAGGUGGUCCAGGAGGAAAUCCCCAUCCCUUCCAGCUUUACAAAGCUCAGUUACCUGAGCAGCCGAACUUCAGGAUACAAAACCUUGCUACGCAUUGUGAUGACACAUUCUACCAUCCCUCCUGGAAUGACAAAAGUGCAUCUUACUGUUACAAUUGAAGGGCGGCUGGCUCAGAAAUGGUUCCCUGCUGUCACCAACUUGGUCUAUACCUUUGCUUGGAAUAAGACAGAUAUCUACGGCCAAAAAGUCUCUGGCUUGGCAGAAGCAAUGGUGUCAGUGGGUUAUGAGUAUGAAACUUGUCCAAAUCUGAUUCUGUGGGAGAAAAGGACUGUAACGCUGCAAGGAUUUGAGUUGGAUGCUUCAAAUCUUGGAGGCUGGUCCUUGGACAAACACCACAUUUUGAAUACACAAAGUGGUAUUGUCCAUAAAGGAAAUGGAGAGAACAUAUUCAUCUCCCAGCAGCCCCCAGUAAUCUCAACUGUCAUGGGCAAUGGGCACCAGAGGAGUGUUUCCUGUGCCAACUGCAAUGGUCCAUCUCACAGCAGUAAACUCUUUGCACCUGUCGCCAUGGCCUCUGGUACUGAUGGCAGCAUAUACAUUGGAGACUUCAAUUUUGUUCGGAGGCUCCUUCCGUCAGGAAACUCUAUUAGCAUCCUUGAACUAAGGAACAGAGACACAAGACACAGCACAAGUCCAGCUCACAAGUACUACCUAGCCAUGGACCCAGUAUCAGAAUCCCUUUACUUGUCAGAUACAAAUACCAGAAGAGUUUACAAGGUGAAAUCUCUCAGUGAAACCAAGGAUUUGACCAAAAACUAUGAAUUAGUGGCAGGAAAUGGUGACCAGUGCCUUCCGUUUGACCAAAGUCACUGUGGAGAUGGAGGACGGGCUUCCGAAGCAUCACUUCACAGCCCCCGAGGUAUUACUGUAGAUAAGCACGGCUUCAUCUACUUUGUUGAUGGCACCAUGAUUCGGAAGAUUGAUGGAAAUGAUGUGAUCACAACAUUAAUAGGCUCAAAUGGUCUCACGUCAACCCAGCCACUGAGCUGUGAUGCUGGAAUGGACAUCACUCAGGUCCGCUUGGAAUGGCCAACAGACCUUGCUGUCAACCCCCUUGACAAUUCGUUAUAUGUUCUGGACAAUAACAUUGUGCUGCAAAUUUCUCAAAAUCAGCAAGUGCGCAUUAUUGCAGGCCGACCUAUUCACUGCCAGGUGCCAGGCAUAGAUCACGUUUUGGUCAGCAAAGUGGCAAUCCAUUCCACACUUGAGUCGGCAAGAGCCAUUGGCGUAUCUCACAGUGGCGUGCUGUACAUUGCCGAGACUGAUGAAAGGAAGAUCAACCGCAUCCAACAGGUUACAACUAAUGGUGAAAUCUCCAUCUUGGCUGGAGCUCCAUCAGAUUGUGACUGUAAGAUUGACCCCAAUUGUGACUGUUUCUCUGGUGAUGGUGGGUUCGCCAAAGACGCAAAACUGAAAGCUCCCUCUUCCCUGGCUGUAUCUCCUGACGGCACCUUGUAUAUAGCUGACCUUGGCAACAUCCGUAUCCGUGCAGUCAGUCGGAAUAAGGCUCAUCUCAAUGACAUGAAUAUUUAUGAGGUUGCAUCCCCAGCAGACCAGGAACUGUAUCAGUUCACCAGCAAUGGGACUCACUUGCACACACUCAAUCUGAUUACAAGGGACUUCAUGUACAAUUUCACAUACAACGGAGAAGGCGAUCUUGGAACCAUUACCAACAGCAAUGGGAAUUCAGUUCAUAUUCGCAGAGAUGCCAGUGGUUUGCCUCUCUGGCUGGUGAUGCCUGGAGGUCAAGUAUACUGGCUGACCAUAAGUAGCAAUGGGAUUCUCAAAAGAGUUUAUGCCCAGGGCUACAAUCUAGCUCUCAUGACUUAUCCUGGCACCACAGGUCUUCUUGCCACCAAAAGCAAUGAGUAUGGAUGGACAACAGUUUAUGAGUACGAUUCUGAUGGACAUUUAACCAAUGCAACAUUUCCGACGGGUGAGGUCAGCAGCUUCCAUAGUGACGUAGAAAAACUGAUGAGAGUUGAAAUCGACACUUCAAACAGGGAGAAUGUGAUCACAGCUACAAAUUUGUCAGCUACCUCAACUAUCUACACAUUAAAACAAGAAAACAUUCAGAAUAUAUAUCGGGUCAGUCCAGAUGGGUCACUGAGAGUCACUUUUGCCAGUGGAAUGGAGAUCACUCUGAACACAGAACCUCACAUCCUGGCUGGCGUUGUCAAUCCUACUUUAGGAAAAUGCAAUAUCUCUUUACCCGGAGAGCAUAACUCCAACCUUAUUGAGUGGAGACAAAGGAAGGAACAGACCAAAGGCAAUAUCUCUGCAUUUGAGAGAAGGUUACGGGCCCACAACAGAAACCUGCUCUCAAUUGAUUUUGACCACAUCACAAGAACAGGGAAGAUCUAUGACGACCAUCGGAAGUUCACUCUUCGGAUUCUCUAUGACCAGGCAGGCCGCCCAAUCCUUUGGUCUCCCCUCAACAAAUACAAUGAAGUCAACAUCACUUACUCACAUUCUGGAUUAGUGACCUUUAUCCAGAGAGGGACAUGGACUGAAAAGAUGGAGUACGAUCCAGGUGGGAAGAUCAUUUCCAGAACAUGGGCAGAUGGAAAAAUAUGGAGCUACACAUACCUAGAAAAGAGACUGCUGCACAACAGAGACGGGAGUAAACUUAUGAAGCUGAGUGCUGAGAGGAUGAAAAAAGAAGGCAGACAAGCAGCCCUAAACCAGGGUCUGCCUGUGUCUGUGAUGCUUCUUCUGCAUAGUCAGCGUCGCUACAUCUUUGAGUAUGACCAGUCAGACUACCUACUAUCUGUCACCAUGCCAAGUAUGGUACGCCACAGCUUUCAGACAAUGCUGUCUGUUGGAUACUUCCGCAAUCUCUAUUCCCCACCAGACAGCAGUGCAUCUUUCAUCCAGGACUUCACCAGAGACGGACGACUUCUGCAGACCCUCUACCCGGGUACAGGGCGCAGGGUUCUUUACAAAUACACCAAGCAGUCCAGACUGUCAGAGAUUCUUUAUGACACCACACAAGUCUCCUUUACUUAUGAAGAGUCAUCAGGUGUUAUUAAAACAAUACACUUGAUGCAUGACGGAUUUAUUUGCACCAUCAGAUACAGGCAAACAGGUCCACUUAUUGGCCGCCAGAUAUUCCGAUUUAGUGAAGAAGGUCUUGUGAACGCCAGAUUUGACUACAGCUACAACAACUUUAGAGUAACCAGCAUGCAGGCCAUGAUCAAUGAAACUCCCCUCCCUAUUGAUCUGUAUCGCUACGUUGAUGUGUCUGGUAAAACUGAACAAUUCGGAAAGUUCAGCGUAAUCAAUUAUGAUUUAAACCAAGUUAUAACUACCACCGCUAUGAAGCAUACCAAAUUUUUUAGUGCCAAUGGCCAAGUGAUUGAAGUGCAAUACGAAAUCCUUAAAUCCAUUGCCUACUGGAUGACUGUUCAGUAUGACAACAUGGGCCGCAUGGUGAUAUGCGACAUCCGAGUUGGAGUUGAUGCAAACAUAACAAGAUACUCUUAUGAAUAUGAUGCUGAUAGCCAACUUCAAACUGUGUCUGUGAACGACAAAACCCAGUGGCGUUACAGCUAUGACCUCAAUGGAAAUAUCAAUUUACUUAGCCACGGAAACAGCGCUCGGCUUACUCCUCUGAGGUACGAUCUCAGAGAUCGUAUCACAAGACUGGGAGACAUUCAGUACAAAAUGGACGAGGAUGGUUUCCUCAAACAAAGGGGAAAUGACAUCUUUCAGUACACCUCUAAUGGCUUUCUGAGCAGAGCCUACAACAGGGUUUCUGGGUGGACAAUCCAGUAUUGCUACGAUGGGCUGGGGCGACGGGUGGCCAGCAAAUCCAGUUCAGGACAACACCUCCAAUUCUUCUACGCAGACCUUUCCAAUCCAGUAAGAGUUACUCACUUAUACAAUCACAGUAGUUCAGAAAUAACUUCCUUGUAUUACGACCUUCAGGGUCACCUAAUAGCCAUGGAAUUAAGCAGUGGAGAAGAAUAUUAUGUUGCCUGUGACAACACUGGGACACCUUUAGCUAUCUUCAGCAGUCGAGGUCAAGUGAUAAAAGAAAUUCUUUACACCCCUUACGGAGAGAUCUAUCAGGACACAAAUUCAGAUUUUGAGCUCAUUAUAGGUUUCCAUGGAGGGUUGUAUGAUUCACUCACUAAACUGGUGCACUUGGGGCAAAGAGAUUAUGACGUCAUUGCUGGGCGCUGGACAACACCAAACCACCAUAUCUGGGAAGAACUGAAGAACAACCCCAAGCCAUUUAAUCUGUAUGCGUUUGAAAAUAAUUAUCCAGCUGGCAGAAUCCAAGAUGUGGCUAAAUACACAACAGACAUUGGAAGUUGGCUUGAGUUGUUUGGGUUUCAGCUUCACAAUGUACUCCCUGGAUUCCCAAAGCCAGAAGUGGAUGCUAUGGAGACAACAUAUGAACUAGUACAGCUUCAAACAAAGACCCAAGAGUGGGACCCUGGAAAGACUAUACUUGGCAUUCAGUGUGAACUACAGAAGCAGCUCAGAAACUUCAUUUCCUUGGACCAGCUUCCCAUGACCCCCAAAUACAGCAAUGGGAGAUGUGUGGAGAAAGCAAAGCUGCCCAGAUUUGCUGCAGUUCCCUCAGUUUUUGGGAAAGGUAUCAAAUUUGCCAUCAAGGAUGGUGUGGUAACAGCUGAUGUGAUUGGGGUGGCGAAUGAAGACAGCCGCCGCAUCGCUGCCAUCCUCAACAAUGCUCACUAUCUUGAGGACCUGCACUUUACAAUAGAUGGGCGAGACACUCACUACUUCAUCAAGCUUGGGUCUCUGGAAGAAGACCUUGCAGUGAUAGGCAACACUGGGGGACGUCGGAUUUUGGAGAACGGUGUCAAUGUCACAGUAUCACAAAUGACUUCCAUCAUCAAUGGCAGGACUAGACGGUUUGCUGAUAUCCAGCUCCAGCACGGCUCUCUGUGCUUUAAUGUUCGGUAUGGGACUACUGUGGAAGAAGAGAAGAACCAUGUCUUGGAGGUAGCCAGGCAGAGAGCUGUGGCUCAAGCUUGGACUAAGGAACAAAGGCGACUCCAAGAUGGCGAAGAAGGUAUUCGGGCUUGGACAGAGGGGGAGAAACAGCAGCUUUUAAGCACAGGGAAAGUACAGGGCUAUGAUGGAUAUUUUGUUUUGUCUGUGGAGCAGUAUCUAGAACUUUCUGACAGUGCCAACAAUAUUCACUUUAUGAGACAGAGUGAAAUAGGCAGGAGGUAACAAACAAACAAAAGACAUCGAUCUCUGCCUUUGCAUCACCAAAGACUGCCUGUUUUUAAAAAAACAUUAAAGUAAAGGUUUAUUGUAUUGGUUUUUCUAGAUCAGAACUCUGUGUAUAUAUACAUAUAGAGGGGGAAAACAUAUCCAACUGCCUUUAAAUGUGACAGAAGAUGGUAUUUUAAUAUCGUUUGUUUAAAACUCUUUGGGAGAUGGCAAUGAUUGUUAGUUCUAGGGUGGCUGCCUUCAACAUUUGGAAGCGGCGUUCUUGGUGUUGAAUUUCAUUUGGAAAUGGUUCACAUGGGCAAAAUAUUGAGUGUGUUCUCUCUUUCCCUCUUCAGGACACAGUUUUGUUAAUUUUAAUAACUUGCAUACAAUAUGUUUGUGGUCUGGCCAACACCCUUUGUUCCUUGGUCUAACUGACAACUCAUCCACCAAGCAGUCUUCACAAGCUAUGCUUUUAAGGGGCCUUCAGGCAUAACUCCAGGGUAUAAGAAACACCCCAAAAUACUUUGAGCCAAGUAGAAAACUGGCCCACUAUACUUCACACCUCAUAGGUAGGGUGUUGUCACAUCAUUAUCUUCUUAAUAAAUUGCAGAUAAACCAUUGUUAGUCAUUGCCUUAUAGGACAAAUUGUUUCACUGUGAUUGGCAGUUAAAAAGUGGCAAGCCAGAUUUCAGGAAUCUCAGCAGUGAUAACAGUCAUGUUCACAGACCUGAGGGAAAAUGCCCUUUUGCUUGCCAACUCAGAGGAUACUAAAUGGUGAAGCACGAAUAGAGAUGCCACUUUAUCUAACAUUCCUAUUGCAAAUGUGUCAGCUUUGAAAUAGGGGCCAAAAGAAGGAUGUGUGUGGCCACCCUGAGGUCACUCUCUCACACACAGAGCACACACGCACACGUGCAGACUCUCUCUCUUCUCCCCAACCCCCAGCAAUUAGUCUUGAAUAAAAAGCAUUUUAGCUUUUCUCAAAAUAAAUUGCCAGGUGGCGAAGGUGAUCUUCAUAGAGAUUGCAGCUGGAGAGGAGGAGAUUUUGUUCUCCUGCGACAUCCUAGUAGCUUUAUUUUCCAUGAAGAUCCUGGUCCUCCAUGCAUCAAUUGGACUUGAAAAGUCUACCACUGACACCAGUUCACAAGCAGUGUGGGAGAGGUGCUUUUAGCAAGGGAGAUACCAUUCAUAGCAUCUAUUCUCACUUGCAAUUCCCUGGGCCACAAUUAUGCUAGAAAAAAUGCUUCCUACUGGCUCUGAUAGGAGGCUUUUUCCAGCCAAAAUUUGUGCUGAGGGUGGGGAGGAUGAGGAAAGGAUCCUUCCAGCUGAAUGGAGAAGUCCCUUGAGUAACAUCCAGCCUGAUGGUGGCUGGUUUAUCACCCUGGACCUUAUGUUUUUGUGUCUUUCACAAGUUUAGAUCUAGGCCAUGCAUUAUAAGCACAUUUGGUCUACAAUCCUAGCCACACAUACCUGGUGGGAGCAAGCGCUACUGAAUUCAGCGGAGUUUACUUCUGAGUACACAUGCUUAGGAUUGCAGGCUUGGUCAUUAGCAAUUCCCAUCAGCAUCAAUGGUGAGAAGUUUCAUCAAAGUGAAUACAACCACACUGGCACUCUUCUGAAAUAAAAGAAUGAAGGAGAGUCUUAGUGUAGACUUUAGGGCUUCUUCAUAUGACAAAUGGGAAUGCUGAAAAAUGGGAAAGCCUGGCUGUGUGGAGAGUCUGGCACGUCAUGAUGGAAGUCACCAUGCACUUGCUCCCUCAGGUGUACAGUCUGCAACUCAACCAGUUUCUUUUAGUUCACCAAUAUUUGCCCAUUUUUUCUUGCAACUUCUCAUUCAUUUUAUUUCUUUGAUUAUUUAUGAUGGCAUUUAGAAUCCACUUUCACUGCCACACAAAGCAGUUUAGAAAACAUAAGGUAACCACAAAUAAGUAAAAUACACAGUUAAUAUCAAAAGCAAAAAAAAAAAAUCAGCAAUAAACCGCAGGAUAUGAUUGCAUAUUGUCAACAUGUCAACUUGGUCAUACGAAUGGGCCCAGAUGAGUGGAUGUAUUUUUUUAGCAAGGAAAAGCAGGUGCUUAAUAAUUUGCCCUCACUAAGCAAGUACUAAUCACAAUGCCUGUUCAUGAGAGUUAAUAUCCUAAUAUUCAUUGCUCCUAUAUUCCCAAGCUGUUUUAUAUUGGGUAUAUGUGACAACUAGCUGUUAGGGAUGGGCUUGAUUAUGAACAUCAGAUCUAAAUCCACCAAAUAACAAUGACAUUUGAGUUCUCCCUACUUGUUGCUUGUCAGUGGUCCAGAUUCUGGAUGUUCUUCAUCUUUGACCACUGGAGGUAGAAUCUGGGGAGGGGGGAGGGUGCCUCAGAGGAAAAUUCACUCUCCUUUAGAUUCUUUUAUGGUAUAAAAUACUGUACACCAUUGGAUCCAAUUAAUGAGAUCAGACAAAAUAAUUAGUAUUGUACCUUGUUCUUGUAUUGCUAGCUCUGACCUGGGGGUCAUUCCCUAUGAAAUUGUGGAGAAUUUUAGUACCUCCACACACCAGGCUAAAAUGGACAAGCACUUUUUAAUUCACAGAAAUGAUUUCUGGGCUUUAUGUAAGAAGUGCACUCAUGGUGAUAUAUUUUAGCACUGAUCUAAGAUGUCAACACUAGCAAUGUUUUAAGCAGUUCUAUCAUUUGAGGCUCGUGAAUUGAUGUACCUUUUAAAACAAAAUGCUUUAAAAUACCCAGAAGGGAAGAAAAUGUUUUGAAACUCUUCUUAAAUAGUUAUUAGCUUGAAAUUGUGCAUUUCUAGUAUGUAAUACGUAUGACGUUAGUGUGUGCCUUGAGUUCCAUAUAGAUAUAUUUGUAUUAUAUGCAGGAAAUGCACUUUAUAUUACCAACCAUGGAUGGGUUUUAAUGCUGCCUUGAAUGUUGUCAUUUUUGUUAUUAUGCCAAAAGCUCAUAAAAUGAAAUGGAAUACUUUUUUUUCCUCUUUGGCGUUUACCAAUGAAUGAACAGAAUUUCCUAGGUGUGUUUAUAGGUAUUGUUUGAUAUAAAAUGUGGAUUAGAAAAAAUUAAAUAAUCAUGCCACCAGAGGAUGGUGGUAUAUAGAAAUGUUUUUAUCAUGUUUGCUUCUGAAAUUCAGAAAAAAAACAGUUAUUUUUACCACUUUGAGGUCAAGGACGCAGCCCUCCAAGCUCAGCUUCUGUGCAAAUCCUGUGCAUAGGAAUGAAUGGUGAUUGUGCAGAACAACUGAAUAGAUUUCAAUUUAAAGCAACAUGUUUUGGGUGCUUCCAGACUGUAGCUUUUUUUUUUUUUUUGAAAUCUUGAGAAGGAUGUGGUUAUAUAGAAUGCAGACCAGCAGUGGUGAACCUCAGGCCCAAGUGGCCAAAUGCAGCCCUCCAAGCAUCUCUCUUAUAGCCCUUGAGCCCUUAUAACCCCAGGUUAUCAUCCUCACCAGCCUUACUUCACACCCUCCUUGAGUGUUUUUGCCUGGCUGGGAUGUAUCCUUGAAAACUGAUCAUGUCUCUUGCUCACCUGGAUAGAGUGGAGUGUGCAGAAACUACUGCCCUACAAAGAUACAAAUUUGUAUUAAUUGCCCUGCCCAUUAAUUUUUUUUGCCUCCGGCCUAACCCAACAUUGACAUAUGGUCCCUGAAAGGUUACUCAGAAUUAAGUGAGGUCCUUACACUGAAAAAGGUCCCCAUCCCUGGCCUAGAUAAUGCAUAGUCUAAAGCAGGGUUUUCCAAAAAUGGGUCUUCUGUUGAUUUUGGACUACAAUUCCCAUCAUCUCUGACCACUGCUCCUGUUAGCUAGGGAUGAUGGGAGUUG
This is a messenger RNA of Zootoca vivipara (common lizard), 12680 nucleotides long. NCBI's taxonomy places the organism in Eukaryota, Metazoa, Chordata, Lepidosauria, Squamata, Lacertidae. The record is from RefSeq and is a predicted model, not a curated record.